AUGAAUGAUCUUAUUAUAGCUCAUCUAACUGAAUCUGUCACUGUGAAUGAACUUAAACUGUUCACUAGACUCUUCUACAGGUCAAAAAUAGCCUCAAGAUCAGACCUUUUAUUCAUACUCCCAUCAAAGUCCAUUCCUUUUGAAAAAGCAGUUGCUGAAGAACACAACUCAUUCUUGAAAAUCCUUUAUAGCUACCAAAAGAGCAACUCAACAUCCGAUUUCGACACGACCCAAUUCAAGAUAUCCAACAAGAAAGCAAAUGAAAGUGCAGAGCCCAUCUGGGGUCGCAAAAUUCGCAGUAAUUUCAGUCAGUUUGAUCACAAUACUGAGUCAACUCGGUUGAGUUACGGCUCGGUUGUUGGAUUCUAUGCUGAUGAACUUGACCCGGAAAAUUCCCUAACCGGGUUCUUGGACCGUGUACCAAUGAGUUUAAGAAGAUGGGCUUGUUAUCCAAUGCUAUUGGGUCGAAUCAGAAGAAAUUUCAAGCAUAUAAUGCUAGUAGAUUUGAAGGAAAUAUUACUACUCGGCGACUCACUGAGUCGAGUCAAGAAUUUGGGUCUAGACUCGGUUCUUGUUUCAACAAUAACUCAGUCUACUGUAGUAUCCAAGCAUGGAAGAAAAAAAUUGGAAAAAAUUCAGGCCAAUGGUAAAAAACAAGCCAGUCCAGCAAUAAUUGUGGGAGGAGCAAGAGGCGUUCGACGAUUAUCAAAUGCUAUGUUAACAGAAAUUGUACGAGAACCAUUGGAACGUAAGAAGAAGAACUCGGUUACUGAGUCAGUUCUGCUUAAUCAACUCGUUGGAAAUGAGUUUAUACUGAAGAAUGUGGAGUUGAUUUUUGGCGAGUCAAUUGCUGAACUGAGUUCACUCACUGAGUUGGAUAAAAAUUCAGAUUCUUCAUUAAUGUUUGUGUCAAAAUUUUCAAUAGUUAGGCGAGGAAAUAAUAAUGUGGAUGUUAGUUCUUUUUUUAAAAAGUAUUUGUGUUCAUUUCCUUUGGAUUCCACAGCUUACGGUGAUUGUUAG
Messenger RNA from Nicotiana attenuata, 1020 nucleotides. RefSeq lists its product as uncharacterized. Bases 1 to 1020 code for a protein of 339 amino acids. The transcript has a single exon. NCBI's taxonomy places the organism in Eukaryota, Viridiplantae, Streptophyta, Magnoliopsida, Solanales, Solanaceae. The record is from RefSeq and is a predicted model, not a curated record.